AUGGCCUGCCCGAUCACCAUCUCCAAGUUUGUCGGCACCGUGUCGCUGGGCCUCUUGACUGGCCUCUCCUACGCCACGACAAGCAUCACCCUCCCCGCUCUCCAACUGCUGCCCACCUCCAUCACCGCCGCCCGCAGCUUCAAUGAAGUCAAACGGCUCAGUCGCGCACAAGUUCUGCGCCUCUCCAGCCUCGCCAACACCUGUCUCCUCUUCGCGUACUAUGUCUCUCCUCCGCGCCGACAACACCCUUUCAUGAUAUGGAUGUGUCUGGCGUCGACGGUCGGCGCUUUUGGUCUGGAUAUCUUUGCGAACAGACAUCUGGGCUUGAAGGGCUGGGUGUGUAGUACUAUUCGCGAUACUACGUGUUUGUCGCUGGGUGGAGCUGGCCAUGGCCAUAGCAAUGGCAAGAAGGAGGAGGAUCUGGUGGUGGUUGAGUCUGAGGAGGAUGUGAAUGGGGAAAGUGUUCGCGAGGAGAUGAAGAUGGAGCGUUGGCUGCAGCGUGCGAGGACUUGGAUUGUUGGAGUGGGCUUUGCUAUGGGCGUGGUGGGACUUUGGGGGGAUAAGAAGUAG
This is a messenger RNA of Penicillium diatomitis, 570 nucleotides long. RefSeq lists its product as uncharacterized. The coding region runs from base 1 to 570 and encodes 189 amino acids. NCBI's taxonomy places the organism in Eukaryota, Fungi, Ascomycota, Eurotiomycetes, Eurotiales, Aspergillaceae. The record is from RefSeq and is a predicted model, not a curated record. The transcript is spliced from 2 exons. Gene Ontology annotation, biological process: autophagy of mitochondrion. Gene Ontology annotation, cellular component: mitochondrion.